CUUUAUUUUCCAUUUAGGGCAUAAAGAUGCUUGCUCUUGCAUUUUAAAAAAAUCACUUCUCGGUCCUCUUCUUCAGCGAUGCGACCCAGUUGCAGACGCAGAGAUGCAGAUCUUUGUGAACACCCUUGAGGUCAAGCCCAGUGACACCACUGAGAAUGUCAAAGCCAAAAUUCAAGACAAGGAGGGUAUCCCACCUGACCAGCAGCGUCUGAUAUUUGCCAGCAAACAACUAGAGUAUGGCCGCACAUUCUCAGACUACAAAAUCCAGAAAGAGUCCACCCUGCACCUGGUGCUGCGCCUACGAGGUGGCAUUAUUGAGCCUUCCCUCCGUCAGCUUGCCCAGAAAUACAACUGUGACAAGAUGAUCUGCCACAAGUGCUAUGCUCGCCUGCACCCCCGUGCUGUCAACUGCCGCAAGAGGAAGUGUGGCCACACCAACAACCUAUGCCCCAAGAAGGUCAAAUAA
This is a messenger RNA of Callithrix jacchus (white-tufted-ear marmoset), 466 nucleotides long. The record is from RefSeq and is a predicted model, not a curated record. NCBI's taxonomy places the organism in Eukaryota, Metazoa, Chordata, Mammalia, Primates, Cebidae.